UCAGAUCAGCCUGGGGCGCGUGAACGGCACACUGCGGGAUUCUGAUCUAAAAUACGCAUUUUAAUAGCAAUUGGAAGAAUACAGAUAUCUUUACUCACAGCGAACGUUUCAUCUUUUAUAAACUGAGAUAAAGAAGAAUCUAAAUAUAACUUUUAAGGCGAGUUGCUCUGGAACCAACAAUACUUUUUAUACUCACACAGCUUCAGAGAUACAACGACGAAACAUUUACACACUCGAAUUUGUUUAAAAGAAUCGCGCGCGUUUUUAAGCCCGUGGUGUUAUUUUUUGGGUCGGAGUUGCGCGCGUAAUUACGCACGGCGGCUCCAUAUGGCGCACAUGUGCAGGCAGAUCACCGGCAGCGCGGCGAGCUGCGCGGGCUGGGUCGGGGUCAUCGUCGCCACGGCAACCAACGAUUGGGUCCGGACCUGCGACUACACGGUGACCACGUGCCUCCGCAUGGACGAGCUGGGCUCGCGGGGACUCUGGGCAGAGUGCGUCAUCUCCCCGGCGCUGUAUCACUGCGUGGCCCUCAGCCAGAUCCUCACCUUGCCCGCGUACGUCCAGACGUCCCGGGCUCUGAUGGUCUGCGCCUGUCUCCUCGGCCUCCCCUCCAUGCUGCUGGUCCUCAUGUCCAUGCCGUGCGUCCGGCUGCAGAACGACACGUCCGCCAUCAAGCAGCUCCGCGCCCGGGUGGGAGGCGUCCUCUUCGUCCUCAUAGGUGUGUGUGGCGCCGUCUCCACCAUCUGGUUCCCCAUCGGCGCCCACCACGAGGAGCACCUGAUGGCGUUCGGCGUGUCCCUGUACGCCGGCUGGGUCGGCUCCGGUCUCUGUCUCCUGGGGGGCUUCGUGGUCUUGUGUUGCCGCGGCAACGACCCCGGGACCCCGAGCCGGGACAACAGCUUCUACUACUCCCGGCAGAGGGGCACGGCCACGCCGCUGGACCCCCCCGCCAACCACGCCAAGAGCGCCCGAGUGUGAACAUCCCCUCAUACCCUUUCUGUACUAGGGCUGGGGGG
This is a messenger RNA of Etheostoma spectabile (orangethroat darter), 1016 nucleotides long. RefSeq names its product claudin-11. Gene Ontology annotation, molecular function: structural molecule activity. Gene Ontology annotation, cellular component: membrane; bicellular tight junction. Bases 328 to 978 code for a protein of 216 amino acids. The transcript has 3 exons. Lineage: Eukaryota; Metazoa; Chordata; Actinopteri; Perciformes; Percidae. The record is from RefSeq and is a predicted model, not a curated record.